AUGAGUACACUGGAUUUCGUUAUAAAACAGGAAGAAGAAAUUGAGCAGCAUCUACCAAGGAAGAAGGAGCGUGCAGAACUCCCUCAAAAAGUAUCAAAAGAAGCGAAUCUCCAAUUGAGGAAACGCUCUCCAUUCUGUUUUUACUGUGACAGCAAGGAACACUGGUCUAUAGGAUGUACCAAAAUCACCGCUCCAAAAGCCAGAUUGGAGCAUUUGAAAAAGAAUAACCGCUGCAUAAGAUGUGGAUCUAAAUCACAUGCCCUUUCAGAAUGCAGGAGCAAAGGUUGCAUGAACUGCGGCAAGAAGCAUCAUACUUCCACAUGCUUCAAAACCGAUAGUGGAAAGCAAACAGCUCAACCAAAUCGGAAAAAAGAAGAGAAGCAAAGGUCGUCACAUACACGGCAGAAUUUCAUGAUGUGUGAAGACGACACUGAAUGUUUAUCGGAUACAUCUCCUAGCCUUACAGCUAUGAGGGUGGAGGACACAUCUCAUCAACCUCGAAAUGGAGAAAUAUUUCUUCUGACAGGAAAGAUACAGGCUAUGCACCCAAACACACAGAAGCUGAUUACGUUUCAGAUACUCUUGGACACUGGAGCAGAUCGCAGCUUCAUUGACACGGAACUGGCUCGACAGCUUGACCUGCCUUGCAAUGGUAAAAUCACCAUGAUGUUGCGGACGUUUGGAGCAGAAACCGCAAAGGAGAUCCAAUGCACUGACACGUGUUUGAGUGUAUGGGAUGCUGAAGGGAACCAACACAAGUUACGUGUAUACACUCAUGCCAAUCUUACCAAAAACUUCAACAGAGGAAAGCUCGACGAAAAAGAUCUCCAAUUCAUCCGAAGAAAUCGGAUAAAAUUGAGCCUCCCACAAGAGAGUGGAACUGGAAAAGCGAAGGGAUGCACUCAAAGCGAUUCUUGGAAGCAGAAGGAAAGUACCAGAUAG
Molecule: messenger RNA, 942 nt
Organism: Necator americanus (New World hookworm)
Lineage: Eukaryota; Metazoa; Nematoda; Chromadorea; Rhabditida; Ancylostomatidae
Exons: 1
Coding region: 1-942 (313 amino acids)
Biological process (GO): proteolysis
Molecular function (GO): zinc ion binding; nucleic acid binding; aspartic-type endopeptidase activity
Source: RefSeq, a predicted model, not a curated record